CAGGGUGCAGACAUAAAUGCUGUCAGCAAGGACGGUUUAGGAGUACUACACACCACAAUAUUAUUGGGCCAAUUGGAAAUGGCACGUUAUUUUAUAGCGAAAGAAGCUGAUAUUGACUUGUGUAGUCCUGAUGGUCAGACACCUUUGAGCCUUGCUAUUAUGCUAGGACACGACGAUUUAGCUGAAGAACUGAUUGAAAAUAACGCUAAUUGUCAAAUUCGAAACAGAGAAGGUUAUAGUGCUUAUGACAUUGCUAUAAUGUUGGAUAAUCAAAAAGUCGUGGAUUCACUUAUUGCUCAUGAUAUGGUAGAUUGCAAUGAUGAUUCAACUGAGCCAACUACAUCAAAUGAACAAGAAAUGGCUAGAUUUUUGAUUUUAAAAGGCGCCGAUGUUAACUUAUGCGAUCGUAAUGGUAUAACGCCACUAUUUAUGGCAACGUCAAGUAGUAAUUUUGAUAUGGUCUAUCUAUUGGUUUUGGCCGGUAGCAAUUUAAAAGCGAAAAAUGGAAGUAAAUGGUCUAUUGCGGCUGAUCAAGCAAAGUCACUUGGUCAUUUCGGUAUUCAUCUAUUUUUAGUAGAAGAUGCACCGAAAAUUGUUAAGCAAUUGCAAAGAUAUCAAGAUGAAUGUAAACGACCUGAUAAAAAUACAUACGAAAUCAAGAAGAAACGUACGUAUAUAAAAUAUAUGGUACUAAUUUUAUAG
Messenger RNA from Trichoplax adhaerens, 702 nucleotides. RefSeq lists its product as uncharacterized. The transcript is spliced from 2 exons. The record is from RefSeq and is a predicted model, not a curated record. The annotation marks the transcript as partial. Gene Ontology annotation, molecular function: protein binding. NCBI's taxonomy places the organism in Eukaryota, Metazoa, Placozoa, Uniplacotomia, Trichoplacea, Trichoplacidae. Gene Ontology annotation, cellular component: cytoplasm.